AUUGAGGUUAUGUUUUUGUUGAAAGUUUAAUUUUUCGGUGUUGUUUUACUGUUUAAAAAGUGAAUUUAUCUGAAUGAUUUAGGAAUCGUUAAAUAUGUGGCGCCGUUAUUUGCUGUGGUUUGCCCAUGAACAUAUCGACUUUCGUCAUGCUGAAAUGCAAAGCAUUAUCUCCAUGUUAGACAUUCCAGUAAAAUAUAUCGAAGAGCCAAGCAUCAAGAAACCAUAUUGGAUUGUUGAAUUACCAACAGAAGACCAUGUUAAAAAAAUAGCAAAUAGAUCAGUUCUGCUCAAAAGUUGUAUAGAACUGUGGUCCCAUGCUAAAACUGAGACUGAGCUACACGAGAAUUUGAAGCAGGCUAUUAAAAAUACUUCUGGUGAAUGGUUAACCAUCAAAGAUCUAGAUGUAAUUGGUUCGCACUCACAAGUUUGUCCAAGUGAACAGAUUGAGGCAUGUUGUGAUCUCAAAAAGUCAUUCAAAGUAGAUGUAGAAACAUUUUGUAAACAUUUUACAAUGAAGGAGAAGGUUCACAAAAUUGAGAAUUUCAGCUACCUGCCACUUAAGGGUCCAGUGAAAUUAAAAAAUCCAGAUAUAAUAUUGUCAUACUUUGAAUUCUAUGGAGUAGAUCCAAAUAAUGUGCCUGACCAGCCUUAUGAUGUGUUCUUUGGAAGAUGGGUAACAGAUGGCCAAAGAGACUUAAUACAACACCAUUCAUUAAAACGUCGUCAUUUCAUUGGUAACACAAGUAUGGAUGCCCAGCUGUCAUUGAUCAUGGCUAACCAGGCACAGAUAACAUCAGGUGAUAUUGUACUGGACCCCUUUGUUGGGUCGGGCUCUUUACUUGUUGCUGCCGGACAUUUUGGUGCUCAUGUUUGGGGUUCUGACAUUGACUUCAUGAUGCUGCACGGCCGGACACGGCCCACGCGGGUCGGACAAAAGGUUCGUGCGAGUGAAGAAAGCAUCAGAGGCAACAUGAAGCAGUACAGCAUUGAAUCCCGGUACCUGGACGUGGUGAUCAGCGACUUCUCUCUGCCUAUGUGGAGGGAGGGCCUAAAGUUUGAUGCUAUUGUUACGGAUCCACCAUAUGGUGUACGUGAACCGGCCGAGAAGAUUGGAAUAGAAAAGGAGAACUACACUCUAUCCGAAGAGCACCAGAUCAAUCAUAUUCCUUCCAAAGUAGAGUACGGACUGCCGCAUAUAUACAGCGAUCUGUUGAACUUUGCCGCAAGACAUCUGGUGAUGGGCAGACGGCUUGUUUGUUGGUAUCCUUUAGUCAGAGAUGAGUAUAAAGAGGAUGAGUUACCUUGUCAUCCCUGUCUCCGGCUGGUGGGCAACUCGGAGCAGGUUCUGUCCAAGCUGACUGCACGUCGGCUGCUCACCUAUGAGAAGGUGCAUGAUGAUGUACCUAAUAUGCCUGUAGACCCCAACUCAGCGGCUCAUAACUUCAGAGAAAAAUAUUUUUCAAUCGGUGAGAUAUCGAGGAAGGAAAGAAAAGAGAGGAAAGCGGCGGAAAUUGCAGCGAACGCCGCGGCGAUGGCGCUCGCUCACAAACAUAGAAAUAAUCUAAAGUACAAAUAAAUCAUUUAAAAAAUUAA
Molecule: messenger RNA, 1593 nt
Organism: Papilio machaon (common yellow swallowtail)
Lineage: Eukaryota; Metazoa; Arthropoda; Insecta; Lepidoptera; Papilionidae
Product: tRNA (guanine(10)-N2)-methyltransferase homolog
Exons: 9
Coding region: 95-1576 (493 amino acids)
Biological process (GO): methylation
Cellular component (GO): cytoplasm
Molecular function (GO): nucleic acid binding
Source: RefSeq, a predicted model, not a curated record